AUGGGCCGCGCUGCCGCUCGCCGGGCGCGCCUGGCCGCCCUGCUCCUCGCCGCCGCGCGGGCGACGGGCCCGGCCUGCAGCGGCGGCGGCGGCGGCGCCUGCCCCCAGCGGGAGGACAGCCUGCUGCAGGUGAAGAGCCUUAGGAUCCACGGCACGGCCGACAACAGCGGCGGCGGCGCGGAGGCCCCGCGGCGCGCGCACGAGGGCGCCGAGAAGAUCGAGCACAGCCUGCAGGGCUGCUUCCGGAGGGCGCCCGGCGACGACCCCGACGAGGAGUACAGGUACACAUCAUUGCUAAUAGAUCCCAUCCCCACUGCCAUGGUACGACGACAAGACCUGCGUCCGCGCCAGCGACUUCACCGCCGAGUCGCCGUGCCGCAGCGGCCUCCCUUUCUUCCGGCUGCGGCUGCAGAGGGAGCAGAGCUCGCUGGACUGCAGCCGCUUCUGCCUCACCAAGGGCCUCGACCUGAGCGGCCUGACCGUCGCCCCCAAGAGCCGCGCGCAGGAGUGCCGGUGCGGCGCCACCCCCGAGAACAGGGUGGCGUGACAGGAAGACGCCACCCUCGUCCUUGCUGCUGCCCCGCGGCGGCAAUGUCUCCGACGACGACCCCCACUGCGAGGUCCUGGUCUGGAAAUACGUGGGACCCAUGGAGGACGACGGGGUGCCUUAUGCCCUCACGGAGCUGA
Molecule: messenger RNA, 687 nt
Organism: Prorocentrum cordatum
Lineage: Eukaryota; Dinophyceae; Prorocentrales; Prorocentraceae
Source: the annotation of a GenBank genome assembly